UAUCAGUCUAAAAUCUAUAUAGUGUGACAAGCAGUUCAAAAGAACAAGAAGUGUCGGUAAUAUCUUAUAAUAACUUCAGCUCCUGAUUUAUUGAUUUCAGUAUGGCAGAUAAUUCAGAUCAAGUUGAUGCUGCAGCGGGUGGAAAAGGUCAGGUUGAUGAAACAGAUGCUAGAGGAACACGAAGUGGUGCAGGAGAUAUUGGUCAGACAGAGUAUGGGUUUGCAACGGGUGAGUUACCAGUAGAGAAGGAGUCGUCUCUGUUGUCAGACGAAUACAAGAUGAACUAUCCGAACAGAGGACUGGCAGUGAUAAUCAACAAUCGAGACUUCGCAUCACACACGAAUAUGGGAACUCGCACAGGGACAGAUCAAGAUAAAAUUAAUAUUAACAAUCGUCUGCGCGUGUUGGAUUUCACGACGGAAAUCUAUGACAAUAUGUCUAUUAACGAUAUGAAGAUGCUAAUGAAGAAGGCUGGCAAACUAGAUCACACACGAAAUGACUGUUUUGCCUGUGUGAUUCUCUCUCAUGGUGAGGAAGGCACAGUGUAUGGAACCGACGGUCCCGUGGAAAUUAAAGACUUGGUGGAGCCUUUCAAGGGACAUAACUGUCCAUCUUUAGCCGGAAAACCUAAGUUAUUUUUCAUUCAGGCCUGCCGAGGCCAAUCUUUUGACAAGGGAGUAACAGUCUGUGAUGCAUUGGGAGGGAAAGGUGGCUCCCUACCCAUGGAGCCAGUAACAUAUCGAAUUCCGACAGAGGCAGAUUUUCUCAUGGCUUACUCAGUGGUACCAGGUUACUUUUCUUGGAGGAACUCAACUCAUGGUUCCUGGUUUAUUCGGGCGCUGAGCGAGGUCCUCAAAGAACAUGCCGACACGCUCGACCUCAUGACAAUGAUGACACGGGUGAACAAAAAAGUCGCCUAUGAAUUUGAAUCAAACGCUGCAAAAGAAUUCAUGAACCAAAAGCAGAUCCCUUGCAUUACGUCCAUGUUGACGAAAGAUGUGUACUUCCGGCCGAAGCCUCAUUGACUGAAGCCCUCAACUUGAUUGAAGUUUUUCAUGAUUUUUCAUGUCAUUUAUUUUUGGGGGUGGGGUGUAGGCGGUGGGGUAUGUCCAGUUCAUCCAUACAUGUAGUAAUUAUGUGUCUUCAUGUAGCAUCACCUGCAUUCAAGGAAGUCGGUCCUCGUGGCUGGUAAUGGACUCUACAAGAUCUCAGAAUAUUUAUAUACUACUGCUUUUACUUGAUGUAAAUAUCCAUCACACUAACACCUGCAGGUAACCCAUCCACCAUUAACCCAUCCACCCACUCAUAGCCCUACCCCAUCCAGCCCCACCCUGGUCACCUCUCUAUGACACCAGGUGUACAUCGGUCUCAAUGCUGUAUUAAUUAUUGUAUAUUGUGACCUGUGUAAGAAGGUCACUUGUUAAUAAGAUCAUUUUUUGCCUGUGGGUUAAUACCUUUUCGUAAUUUUUAUAGAUGAUUUUAGGCGGUAAGCAUGGGAGUGAAAUUUAUAGUUUUGAAAUAAUAAUAGUGCUAUAAUUGUAUAUAUUUAAAAAUAAGAAGAAAAAAAACAUCACCCAACAACUCACCAUUCCAAGUGUAAGAUCUUAGAGUAAUUUUGAAUGUGCAGUGUAUGUGAUUCUGUGUGUAAUGUUUUUACUUUUAGUAUAUAAUGUUUAUUUUUUCAGUACUAUUGAUAUUGGUACACUGUUAUGUUCUACAUUAAAAUGGGAGAUUAAUAUCAAGCUGAAA
This is a messenger RNA of Gigantopelta aegis, 1749 nucleotides long. RefSeq names its product caspase-3-like. Gene Ontology annotation, biological process: apoptotic process; proteolysis. The coding region runs from base 102 to 1025 and encodes 307 amino acids. Gene Ontology annotation, cellular component: cytoplasm. The record is from RefSeq and is a predicted model, not a curated record. NCBI's taxonomy places the organism in Eukaryota, Metazoa, Mollusca, Gastropoda, Neomphalida, Peltospiridae. The transcript is spliced from 6 exons.